CAAUCGUAACCGCUAAAACUGAAUAUCAACAUAAACAUUAACCGUCAUGGAUUCGCAAAAAUGGGUGUGGAUACUUUUGUUUACAUGUUUUUAUUUAAAACCAGUUAUAUCCAGUGAUCUUAAUACCAUAACUUGGUGUACUGUUAGUAAUGCGGAGCAAAGAAAAUGCAAUGACUUCUCAAGAGCUGUCAAUAGGACUGCUAGUUUUAAAGUAAUGCUGUCUUGCCAACAAGCUGCUGAUAAAGAUAAGUGUAUGGAUUUGCUCGAUACUGGUCGAGCUGAUUUGCUUACUCUAGAUCCAGGUGAAGUAUAUAUUGCCGGUCGUUACAACAGUUUAGUCCCUGUGAUGGCGGAAGUGUAUGGUUCAGAGGAAACCUCUGGUUAUUAUGCUGUGGUUGUAGCUCGUGAGUCUUUGAAUAUCAGAACCCUUGCUGAUUUGAGGAAUAAAAAGGCUUGCUUUCCUGGUAUUGGACAAAUGGCGGGCUGGGUCAUUCCAAUCUCUGUACUCAUUGAUAAGGAUAUAAUUGAAGUUAUUGAUUGCAAUAACCUGAUAAAAACAGCUGCCUCAUUUUUUGGUCCUAGUUGUGCACCAAAUUCUCUCAUUGACAAGUAUAAUCCUACAGGUGAUAAUCCAAUGCACAUGUGUGAUCUUUGUGCUGGUGACAAAAGUACACGCUGCUCUGGAAGUGACCCAUAUGCUAAUUUUGAUGGAGCAUUCAAUUGUUUUGUCAAUGGCGGUGAUAUUGCUUUUGUCAAACAUACAACAGUAGAUGAAAUGACUGCUUCCGAAAGUUAUCGUGGUCCUCAUAAAAAUCAAUUGAAACUUAUUUGCCCUACUGGAUUUACUGCUAGUGUAGAUUCGUAUAAGACUUGCAAUUGGGGUUAUGUUCCAUCCCAUGCUGUUGUAACAACUUCAGCUGCUCAUCCAGACAGGAAGUUUCUAUACCAAAGAUUUUUAUCACAAGCUGCAUCAAAAUUUGGAGCACGAUGGAAUGAUGGAGGAGGAAGAAGAUGGCAAGACAACUCAAAUCCAGACACAAUUGGUAGUGCCUUUUCAUUAUUUGCUUAUAAUGAAAAAUAUGAAGGAAGAAAUCUGCUUUUUCAGGAUUUAACUGUUAACUUGAUCCCUCUUGAAGAAAGUCAGCAAACUUUUUCUGGUUAUUUAGGAAGUGUUGAAAAAACUUUUCAACAAAAAUUGCAAAAAUGUCCUAUUCCUUCUGCGAGACUUUGUGUUGUGUCUGAUCAAGAAAUGAAAAAAUGCCAAAAAAUGAAGACAGCAUUUCGAGCUCGAAUGUUAAGACCUGAUCUAGUGUGUAUCAAAGGUUUCAGUCAAAUAAACUGCAUGCAACUCAUAAGAGAAAAUGCAGCUGAUCUUGUAGUGCUAGAUGCUGGAGACAUCUAUCGAGCUGGACAGAAGUAUAAUCUAAUGCCUAUUGUCGCUGAGCAAUAUGAUUUAGAAGAACCAGCUUAUUAUGUCAUUGCUGUUGCAAGGCAGCCUGAUAAGGAUACAGAUCUCCUGUAUUUAAAAGGUAAAAGAUCUUGCCACACUGGUAUUGGAAUGGCUGCAGGUUGGGUGAUUCCUAUGAGUUUUCUUCUAUCCAGUGAAAGAAUGCGAUCAUAUGGAUGUGAUUCCGCACAUGCUGCUGCCGAGUUCUUUCAGAAGAGCUGUGUUCCUGGGGCUUUAUCUCGAGAGUACAGUAUUGUUGGUGAUACACAAUAUAAUACACUUUGUGAUUUAUGUCAUGGUUCAAGUUCAUAUUUUUGCUCUAAAAGUUCUCAUGAACCUUUCUUUGGUCACACGGGUGCCUUGCGUUGCCUUGUUGAAGGAGGAGGUGAGAUUGCAUUUAUGAAGCAUACAACCAUUCUGGAAAACACUGCUGGAAAAAAUCAGGAUUGGUGGUCACGUCCUAUGAUGCCAGAUGAUUUUGAGCUACUGUGUAGGGACGGUACUAGAGCUCCUUAUGAUAGCCAUGAAUAUUGUAAUCUUGGAAAAGUUUCAUCUAAUGCUAUUGUCACAGAUCGAAUGAAACCAAAAGAAUACAUAAAUGCAUAUAUUGAUUUAUUUUUAUAUGCCCAACAAUAUUAUGGUUCAAAGUAUAGUGAAGAAUUUACAUUCAAAAUGUUUGUAUCUGAAGAUGGUUUUAGUGAUUUAAUAUUUCAGGAUGCUACUCAGCAGCUGAAAGUUGUACCUGAAUCCAGAAGAGACUAUCGUGAGUAUUUAGGUCGUGACUUUUUGCAAGCAAUGAGAAUUGUUGAUUGUACUGCAUCAUCAUCAUAUGUAACAGCAUCAAUUUCGAAUAUUUUACUUUUGUUAUUGGCUCUUAUAUUUUGUAAUCAGUAUUUUUCCAUAUAUCGGUGAUUUAAUUUUAGUUGUAUUCAGAUGGCAGGUAUAUUCUUCUCCGUCCAGUCAAAACUGUACAAGUGAUGUUUAUUAGCAGUUAAAUAUUGACUAAAUACAUACCAUUUUAUGUAUUUUUAAAUGUAAGUAUUGCAUGUUAAUUUGUUAUGACCUUGGAAAAUAUGCAUUUUUAUCUGUACUUUU
This is a messenger RNA of Argiope bruennichi, 2542 nucleotides long. It is a transcript of the gene Tsf2, whose product is annotated as melanotransferrin-like. The record is from RefSeq and is a predicted model, not a curated record. NCBI's taxonomy places the organism in Eukaryota, Metazoa, Arthropoda, Arachnida, Araneae, Araneidae. The transcript has 8 exons. Gene Ontology annotation, cellular component: plasma membrane; recycling endosome; early endosome. Bases 47 to 2359 code for a protein of 770 amino acids. Gene Ontology annotation, biological process: iron ion transport.